AGCUUGCCCUACCACUGUAUUGUGUAGCUGUCUGCACAAUUUUCCUGUUGUUUAACUCAUCUUGGCUAUUCGAGCGAUCCUCCCUCAACCCACCCAAAUCCCUUACCCACCAGUCCAUCUAUCAAAUGCAAGCUCAUUUACCCAUCCCACUAAGCCAGCUCUCUCGCUCUCGCUUGUUAGGGCUGUCCAAAAGCUGCAACGGCCUGCCGAUAACAGAGAGGGGCUCAGCGGCGGAUCUACCGCGCAGCCCUCGCAAGACGAGACGAGACGAGAAGAAAAUCUUUCAGCCCGCCCAGAAUAGCCAAGAUGGAGCAAUCGAGGCCGUUAUAUUUCCUGGCGAACUGCCGAGGAACCGUUUGCUCAGGCACUGCUACUUUUCGCUUAAGCACCAAGGCGCAGAGGUGUCAGCGUGAUUUCGGUCGAUCUUUUACCAAACUCGCCGGCUCUGUUCCCCUCCGCAUGGAAACGCCGUCCCCUCCCCGCGCCCGAGGAAAAGGAAUGACAGCAACAGAGUUCCGAGUUCCUCGUCGUUGCAGAAAAGAAAAAAAAAGCAAAAAGCCCCUGAAAGCCUUACGUGGUUAGCGGGCUCCAUCCUCACGAUCCGUUCCCCGAAACAUGGUACCUCACGAGUCAUAGGCGUACCGCAGGUUUAUUACAACCCUUACAAAUUAGAGCUAGCUGCAGCUAAUCAGACUCUAGCCUUUACGACGAGCGUCGGUUGAAAACAUCGGGACUCGUAGAGAAGGGGCAGGCAUCGCCGAGUUUUCUGGUAGCAAAAAAAAAAAAGAAAAAAAAAACAGAAGCUGAAUCACAAUCACCCCCGCACAACAUGCCGUUCGCGUGGCUGCAUGGGUUCUCUGAAUCCCCACCAAUAUAAUAUAACCCAUGUGUUGACUGA
Messenger RNA from Pyricularia oryzae 70-15, 898 nucleotides. RefSeq lists its product as hypothetical. The record is from RefSeq and is a predicted model, not a curated record. The coding region runs from base 126 to 413 and encodes 95 amino acids. The transcript has 2 exons. Lineage: Eukaryota; Fungi; Ascomycota; Sordariomycetes; Magnaporthales; Pyriculariaceae.